Messenger RNA from Trichomycterus rosablanca, 2860 nucleotides. RefSeq lists its product as uncharacterized. The transcript has 2 exons. The record is from RefSeq and is a predicted model, not a curated record. The coding region runs from base 113 to 763 and encodes 216 amino acids. Lineage: Eukaryota; Metazoa; Chordata; Actinopteri; Siluriformes; Trichomycteridae.
AGAAAGAGGAACUUAACAGGGUUCAACCGCCUGCAGGAAGAGUAAAGACGAAUUUACAGAGUAAACUAACUGAUCCAUCCCAAACAUCUGAAGAUCACCAGGAAUCUUCACCAUGCCCACAGUAAAAGAGCUGGACACGACAGAGCAGCUGAAGCAGUCCAGAUUCGGUCAGCCUCCGCCCAGACACGGACUCAAUCUGCUGUACUGGUUUGCAACAGAGUGCAUUUUUUUAAACUUCUAUGAUGAGAUCGUCCGGGAAUGUGAUCCUCGGUCUUCCAAAUACGGAUUUCACUUCUUCAACAACAAACCCGACAACAACGGAAUCAGACUCCUGCCGGAGAGCAACGAGUCGUACUACAUUGUGGGAAAUCUAAACCAUUACAGGGCGUCUGAGCUGCCAGAAUACGUCAGAGAAGCUUAUACUGGCUAUCUGGACGGCAGUAACAUGGACCGAAUUAUCGUCAAGUGGAGUUUUGAUCAAGUUUACGUGACCCAGCACUGUGACCGCUGGAACUUCGACCCAAGAACCACCUACCGCAUCAGCCUGUCCCUGCUCAAGAAGAUCAGGCAGAGGAGCAGGAUCGAGUUCCUAAAAGAGAUGGGUUAUCAAGAGGAGUCCAAGUGCAGUGACGUCUGCUCAGAUAACGAUCCUGUGUUAGAUGAGAUUGUUGUCGAACCUGCACCACAUCGAUACACCCCGCGGGUACGCCCGGUGGAAACGUCCAGGAACAAGAGCUGCUGCGAUUGCUGCACGAUUCUUUAAACUGUUUUGGGGAAAUAUGCACUGUCCACAUUUUAAAGGAUUUUUUAAGUGUUUUAGACCGUCAGAUGAAAAUAAGCAUUCAGAUUAUUAAACCAAACAUAAAACUACUUUUAAUUUAGGCACAAGUCUAUCCAGCAGUCAGUUCACCCCUGUGAAAAAGUAAAUGCUCCCCUUAACUGGUUUGAUCACUUUACAGAACUGCUUCAGAUCAGACUUAGUCCUGAUGACCAGAUACAAGCUGCUUGUUCCAGGUUGCAGCAUCUCUGUCGGGUUCGGGUCGGGAAUUUUGGAUCGUUGUCCCGCUACGUAACCCAAUAACAGCUCAGCUACAGCUCAUGGGAAAAAUUCUGAACAGCACAGCAUCCCCCUACCACCCAAGUACCAGAACUACGUCUGACUGCUAUUAAAAUGCUGGAUUUAUUAUUUACUAAAUAUAAUAAUAAUAAGACCCUUGUUGUGUAAAUUAAACAUGGCCAUAAAACACUGAUCAGGCAUAACAUUAUGACCACUUAUCUAAUAUUGUGUUGGUCCCCCUUUUGCUGCCCCAUAAGCAACGAACUGUGAUGCUUCUUCAGCAGUUUGAGCUACAGUAGCUCGUCUGUUGGAUCGGACCACACGGGUCAGCCUUUGCUUCCCACGUGCAUCAAUGAGCCUUGGCCGCCCAUGACCCUGUCGCCGGUUUACCACUGUUCCUUCCUUGGACCACUUUUGAUAGAUGCUGACCCCACAAGAGCUGCAGGUUUGGAGAUGCUCUCACCCAGUCGUCUAGCCAUCACAAUUUGGCCCUCGUCAAACUCGCUCAGAUCGUCACGCUCGCCCAUUUUUCCUGCUUCUAACAUCAACUUUGAGGAUAAAAUGUUCACUGCCUGAUAUAUCCCACCUACUUACAGGUGCUGUGAUGAAGAGAUAAUCAGUGUUAUUCACUUCACCUGUCAGUGGUCAUAAUGUUAUGCCUGGUCGGUGUACAUGUUCUGUGUUUAGCUCGUCUUUUUCAUUGAAGAAUCAUGACCACUGACCUCUGCCGAGGCUAGAAGAUGUCUGCAGGCCUUCAGCUUUUCUCAGGGACCUUCUGUGACUCUCUGGAUGAGCCGUCACUGAGCCGUUUACUCUUGUAAAUAUUUACUACUGUUCCAAGUGUAGGUCUGUAGGCUACAGAUUCACAAUCGGGAACUGGAAUUGACUAAAUUUCAACAACAUGGUUCUCAGCUCUUUUGAAAUUUGCUUGGUAGUGUUCCUGUAGAUCUUUUAAAUUACAAGCUUGAAUUGUAUUUCAGAUGCGAAUCACUUGCAAGUAAAUGUAAACGUGUGGAUUGUCAGAUCUGUUAAUUCAGUGGGUAGCAUUGUCGCCUCACAGCAAGAAGGUCCUGGGGUUGAUUCCCUUUCUGUGUGGAGUUUGCAUUUUCUCCCCGUGUCUAGGGUUUCCUCCAGGAGCUCCGGUUUCCUCCCACAGUCCAAAGACAUACAGUCAGGUUAACUGGAGCUAUGAAAUUGACCCUGGGUGUGUAUGUGUGUGUUUGCCCUGUGAUGGACUGGGGACCCGUCCAGGGUGUUUCCUACCUCUCGCUUAGUGAACUGGACCCAUCACGACCCUGAAUAGGAUAAAGCGAUGGUAAAACAGACAAUGUUUAUAAAAUAAAUCUCUACGUUGGAUUUGCUGGUACGGUCUCCAUUGAACCAAGCGGUCGCCUCAGUGUUUCCAGUAAACAUGUUCUCCUGUUGUGUGUAGCUACAGUGCUAGUAUGUUGAACAGGACGAGAAGUCUGGAGAAGCAGCAGCACCUUAAAAUCGUCUACAAGUCGGAUUAAAAUGACGGGCGAUGAUCUUCAGAUGGGAGGUACUCGCACUUUUAAUUACAGUAGAGUAAAUCUGCACUUUUACUUACACAGAUCUGCUGGAAACAGGGUGGAAUUAUUAGAUUUAUUGAUGGAUUAUAUCCUGUAUGGGAUAUUUAACUCUCCUUUGUAGAUUUAAAUGACUUUAUUGCACUUUUUUGCUAAUUCUGCCUUAAUUAAAGUUUGUUAAAUGUUCAGGUGUAGAAACAUGAAUUUCUGUGAUGCACAACAAUUUUGUAUUUUGUAUUUUUUUCAUUUAUAUUCA